Xyrauchen texanus (razorback sucker) is the source of this 1761-nucleotide messenger RNA. It is a transcript of the gene setd6, whose product is annotated as SET domain containing 6, protein lysine methyltransferase. The record is from RefSeq and is a predicted model, not a curated record. The transcript is spliced from 9 exons. Gene Ontology annotation, biological process: peptidyl-lysine monomethylation. Gene Ontology annotation, molecular function: protein-lysine N-methyltransferase activity; protein binding. Bases 119 to 1486 code for a protein of 455 amino acids. NCBI's taxonomy places the organism in Eukaryota, Metazoa, Chordata, Actinopteri, Cypriniformes, Catostomidae. Gene Ontology annotation, cellular component: nucleus.
GCGAUCAAUUCUCGUCACAUGGAAGUACAUAGAACACGGUUAUUACUGUACUCUAGUGUGUUCAUCAUAAAACAAUAUAGAUAUUUGAACAUCGCUCUUCAGCUUUCGUUUUGAAGAAAUGGCGUCAGAAGCAAAAAGGCCAAAGAUAGAUGAUGAGUGCUGUGUGUUUGACCCACUGAAGAACUUCUUGUGCUGGUGUGAUCGUGUGAACCUGAAUCUGAGUGAUAAGGUGUACCUAAGUAAAGAGGGCACUGUUGCAAUGUAUGGCAUGCUUGCCAAAGAGGACAUUGAAGAGGGACACGUGGUGUUCUCCAUACCUAGAGAUGCACUUCUGCAUCAGGGCACCACUAAGAUCAAAAAGGUGCUUGAAGAUGGGAAGAAGUCUUUGGAGAGCGGAUCAGGAUGGGUUCCUCUUCUUCUGACUCUUCUGUAUGAGUACACAUGUCCACAGUCUUCCUGGAAACCAUACCUGUCCCUCUGGCCAGACUUUAAGGUGCUGGAUCAUCCCAUGUUUUGGUCUGAGGAGGAGCGAGAUAAACUCCUUCAAGGCACUGGAAUUCCUGAGGCUGUUGACACUGAUCUGAAAAAACUCCAGGCUGAAUAUAAUAACAUCGUCCUUCCAUUCAUAAAGUCUCAUCCUGACCUGUGGGACCCUGAGAAGCACAACCUGGAGCUCUACAAGAGUCUGGUAGCAUUUGUCAUGGCCUACAGUUUUCAGGAGCCUGUUGAGGAUGAAGAGGAAGAAAAAGAGCCCAAUCCUCCAAUGAUGGUGCCAAUGGCUGACAUGCUGAAUCACGUCUCCAAGCACAAUGCCAAUCUAGAAUAUACACCUGAGUGUCUGAAGAUGGUGGCCGUACGGCGUAUUGAAAAGGGGGAGGAGGUCUUUAACACGUACGGGCAGAUGGCAAACUGGCAGCUCCUGCACAUGUAUGGCUUUGCAGAGCCGUUUCCAACCAACAGCAAUGACACCGCAGAUAUCCAGAUGUCCAGUGUGUACAAAGCUGCAAUGCAAGAGACACAAAGUGAGGCAGAUCAGCAGCUCAUAAAGUACAAGUGGAACAUGUUGUGUGAAAUGGAGAUUUUGGGAGAUAAAGGGGUCUUCAUCUUUGGCCAAUCAGGCGCCCUCACUUACAAUGAGCUCCAUACAACACUCAAGGUCCUGUGCAUGUCGGCGCAAGAACUCAAGGAGUUCUGUGAAAACGAAGGUUGGGAGGAAGAUGAAGAGGACGAGGAUGAUAAAAUGGAGCAGGCUUUGAGUUUUGACAAGCUGACAGCAUCGUCAUCUGAGUGGAAACAUCUACUGCAUGUAGCAGCAGGCUUCACACUAGACUCUUAUUCCGAGGAUGUAGACACUGACAGGAGACUGUUAGAGGAUCAAGGAGCUCUGGAAAAACUCAGCAGCAGGGAGAGGAGAGCUCUGCAUGUGCGUUACGGUCAGAAGAAUAUCCUUCAACGCUUGCAGGAGCUCACCAAACCCACAUCUUAAUGCAGUUCUGAUACUAUAUUCAGGGAAACACUUAAGAUGCCACUCAGGCUAUAAAGUGUACUUGAAUUUGCAAACUCUGUAUACUGUACACAUUGAUGUUUCUGAAAAAGACACAGUUUUACCAGUUUUCAAAAUACUUUUAUAUACUAAAUAAAGCGGCGUCAUAGAACAUAAAAAAAAGAAUAAUCUAAGAUUGAGAAUAAAGUCAAAAUGUUGAGAAAGUCAUAUCACUACUAGAUUAAAAUUGUAAUAUUUUAAGAAUAAAGUCAAAAUGA